AUGAUGUUUCAGUCGGUGUUGUCGCAACAGGGAAAACCCUCUGAGACGUCCACAAUAACGACAAACAGGCCCGAAAGCUCCAACCGUGCCAGAGGACUGCCUGAGCCUCCUGCAUCGCCUCCCGACCCCUCUACACAGCCGAACUCUGAAGGCGACAACGCAUUCAAUGCAUAUGGUCGCUGCCAAUCGAAAAAUUCCACUUCCACUAAUGAUGAGACUCAACCGACGUCACAGCCAGGCCCUAUCGUGGAUGCCACGGUGAGUCAAGUAAUGGGAGGUGUUGAAAGCCUAAACAUACCUGGGCCUAGCAUUCCAGAGCAAACGUCAUUGUCUCCGCAAUGCAGCUUGGUUGAGUUGGCUCCUCCCGUAUUGGGCGAACUGACAGUACAUCCCACCGACACGACAUGCCAUUCACCCACCUCCAGUGAUGAUGCCGUUGACAAAACCCGAUUGGCCUCGUGUAACGACGUUGCCUUCACACCAACCCUGAGACAGCUUUUGGAAGACUGCAAAACAGAUCGUGGCUUGUUUCUCCGCAAGGUCGAGGAAUCUCAAGCAGCACUCCCUAACGGACAAGGCUGGCAAGCCGCGAUAGCGACCAAGCAAGACAAUGCCGAUAUGCGCGACUUAUUAAGCAUUUACCACAGGUUUGAAUGCUAUAACAUCUACAGACACGUGGUAGAUGCUGGCUAUCAUACGGGAGAACACUGGAUUCGAGACAAGCGUCAGGAGCUAACCAAGAAGCUUUGUGAUGACUUCCCCGAGCGAUUCGAGAACGCCAAGGCAGCCAACAAGUGCCUGAACUGGGUCGAUCAGGGUUGUAAAUAUCAUGAAUGGACCAAGGCGUUUAGUGAAGACCAAGAGCUAGGCUUUCUCGUUGCGUUGCCAUCAGAGAUACCGCGUUCAGCGUAUGCCCCCAUUCUCAGAUCAUCGGGUCAUGUCUCACAGAUGAUUACCUUGCAGGUACACAUCCAGAUGCACAAAGGAACAGAUGAGUGCAGCUGCUAUGAGAUUCACGGCUCUUGGAAUCUGUGA
Messenger RNA from Fusarium sp. VM40, 1035 nucleotides. NCBI's taxonomy places the organism in Eukaryota, Fungi, Ascomycota, Sordariomycetes, Hypocreales, Nectriaceae. The record is from the annotation of a GenBank genome assembly.